AAACAUCCCUCCUCCCUUCCCAGAACCCGCCAGCUGAGCCAGCUGAACCAAAGCUGAUCUUGCCGGCCCCAUUUGGGAGCUGUCUUCUUUGAAAGGGUGAGCAGUUGUCUUUGUCCGCCAAAGGUGACACCUUUCUUCCCUCCCACGGUACUCUCUCCUGCCACUUCCUCUGCACCACCAGUUGCAUUGCGAUCGCCAACAACGACUCACGAUGGCUGCAAACAUGGUAAACACGCUCCUUGAAAAGCUGCAUCUGACCUCCAAGGAUCAGGGUGCUCCUGCCCAAGAGCCUGACGAAGAGGAGUUGAAGGCCUUGCGUCAGAAAUACGAGAAGGCGAAUCAAGAACAUGUCUUUGCUUUCUACGAUGAACUUGACACUGAAGGGAAGGCUGCUCUGUUUGAGCAGCUGUCCAACUUCGACCCAGACCGCAUCAAUAUCCUCGCAGACAAGGCCCUGUACCCUCCGAAAGACUCGGACCAGCAGCCACCUUCCAUCAAUCCCCUUCCCGAGUCCGCCACUGCCUCCCUCCUCGAUGCCUCAGACGACCAGAAAGAAGAGUGGUACAAGGCUGGGCUUUCUCUUAUUGCACAGAACAAGGUUGCCGUGGUCCUGAUGGCAGGUGGACAAGGCACCAGAUUGGGAAGCUCUGAUCCCAAAGGAUGCUUUGACAUUGGCCUACCAAGCAAGAAAUCAUUAUUUCAGAUGCAGGCAGAGCGAAUCUGGAAGGUGCAACAGUUGGCCAAACAGCACGCUGGCUCUUCGGCGGAUCCAAUAGUCCCCUGGUAUGUCAUGACUAGCGGUCCUACUCGAGCACCUACGGAGAAAUUCUUCGAGAAGCACAACUACUUCGGUCUGGCCAAGGAGAACGUCAUCAUCUUCGAACAGGGCGUGCUCCCGUGCAUUUCCAACGAAGGGAAGAUUCUCAUGGAGAGCAAAUCCAAGGUCGCUGUUGCUCCGGACGGUAAUGGCGGUAUUUACCAAGCUUUGGUGUUGUCCGGGGCUCGUGCAGAUCAGCAGAAACGUGGCAUUGAACACGUCCAUGCAUACUGUGUUGACAACUGUCUUGUCAAAGUUGCCGAUCCGGUGUUCGUUGGCUUCGCAGCAUCGAAAGACGUUGACAUUGCCACCAAAGUUGUGCGAAAGCGAGCUGCUAACGAGCCCGUUGGUCUGAUCGUGGAGAAGAACGGAAAGCCCGACGUGGUGGAGUACUCUGAGAUCGACAAAGAGAUGGCCCAGGCUACGGACAGCUCAGAUCGCCUCAAAUUCCGAGCUGCCAACAUUGUCAACCACUACUACUCAUUCAGAUUCUUCGAGGCCAUCGAGGAAUGGGGCCACAAGUUGCCUCAUCACGUUGCCAAGAAGAAGAUCCCUUACAUGGACACUGAGACGGGUGAGACCGUAAAGCCGGAGAAACCAAACGGCAUCAAGUUGGAGCAGUUCGUGUUUGAUGUCUUUCCAUUUGUCCCCAUGGACAAGUUCGCGUGCUUUGAGGUCGACCGGAAAGAGGAGUUCUCGCCAUUGAAGAAUGCUCGUGGCUCAGCAGAAGACAAUCCAGAUACCAGCAAAGCAGACAUCAUGGAACAGGGAACCCGAUGGCUGACAGCGGCAGGAGCCACGGUCGUGUCCGAGGGCAACGACAAGGGCGUCGAAGUGUCUCCGCUCAUUAGCUAUGGAGGUGAGGGUCUCGGCUACCUGAAAGGGAGAGAGAUCAAGGCUCCGGCUGUGAUCGAGAGAAGCCCGUCGGAGUAGACCAGUCCAGAUUGGAUGGGGAUACAGGCUGCAUGGUCAUGACUUUGAUGGAAUAGAAUGACUGCAAGGUUUCACGGUUGGGUACUGCAGUGGGAGUUAUCAAGCAAGCUGGGAUGAUAAAAAGAGAUAUGAUAUACUUAGAGACUAUCCUGGAGAGCAUAUGCUCAGGAAUCAGCAGUCAGUCUUCACUGCAUAUAUGUAGUUCCACAUCACCCAUCUCUCAGUAGGGGUGUGUGAAUGUGAUGGCCUGUAUCACUGCUAUCACCAACACCCCGACGGUCC
This is a messenger RNA of Cladophialophora immunda, 2032 nucleotides long. RefSeq lists its product as uncharacterized. Gene Ontology annotation, biological process: UDP-N-acetylglucosamine biosynthetic process. The coding region runs from base 212 to 1750 and encodes 512 amino acids. The record is from RefSeq and is a predicted model, not a curated record. The transcript has 2 exons. Lineage: Eukaryota; Fungi; Ascomycota; Eurotiomycetes; Chaetothyriales; Herpotrichiellaceae. Gene Ontology annotation, molecular function: UDP-N-acetylglucosamine diphosphorylase activity.